This is a messenger RNA of Trypanosoma conorhini, 1608 nucleotides long. Its product is annotated as putative tRNA modification enzyme. The record is from RefSeq and is a predicted model, not a curated record. Gene Ontology annotation, molecular function: tRNA (N(6)-L-threonylcarbamoyladenosine(37)-C(2))-methylthiotransferase activity; 4 iron, 4 sulfur cluster binding. NCBI's taxonomy places the organism in Eukaryota, Euglenozoa, Kinetoplastea, Trypanosomatida, Trypanosomatidae. The transcript has a single exon. Gene Ontology annotation, cellular component: endoplasmic reticulum. Gene Ontology annotation, biological process: tRNA methylthiolation. The coding region runs from base 1 to 1608 and encodes 535 amino acids.
AUGGAGGCGGCGGAUAUGGAGGAUGCGUUUGGCGCCGACGCGAUGCCAUUGGGGGCGGCUGAACGCUUGGCCUUUGUGAACGCUCGUCGGCGCAACGUGCCACCGGCGCAGCGUCAGGACUACGGUGACGGUAUCCCUGGCAAUGCAACCGUGUUCGUGCACACCUUUGGCUGCGGCCACAACGUGAGCGACGGCGAGUACAUGGCGGGGCUUCUGGCGCAGAGCGGCUACCGCGUUACCGACGUUUUCAACGGCGCGGAUGUGUAUCUUCUCAACUCGUGUACUGUGAAGAACCCUAGCGAGGAGCACUUCAUCAGCAUGAUGAACCGCGUGCGAGCCGUGGGUAAGCCGCUCGUCGUCGCCGGAUGUGUGCCGCAGGCGGAUCCGAAGAACACACAGUGGGAUGAUGUGAGUGUGAUUGGGGUCCGCAGCAUCGACCGUGUUGCCCAGGUCGUACAUGAAGCUCUGCAAGGUCACUGUGUGCGUCUUAUUGGAGCGACGGAGCAAGCGAAUAGGAAGCAAGAACCCAAUGAGCUUCCACCGCUCGACCUCCCAAAGAUACGACGCAAUCGAUUUAUUGAAAUCAUUCCCAUCAACGUUGGUUGCCUGAAUCACUGCACGUAUUGUAAAACAAAGCAGGCCCGCGGGGAUUUGCGGAGCUGGCCUAUCGAUUCCAUCCUUUCGCGGGUUCGUUCCGUUCUGAGAGAGGGUGUAAAGGAAAUUCGUCUCACCUCUGAAGAUGUUGGGGCCUACGGUAUUGACAUUAACACCGACUUUGUCUCUCUCUUGCGGGCCACUGUCAAGGAACUUCAAGGAACGGAUGUCAUGCUGCGUGUGGGGAUGAGCAACCCGCCGUACCUCCUACGACAGCUGGACGACUUCGCGGCGCUUCUUAAGCACCCAAACGUGUAUGAGUUUAUGCACAUUCCUAUACAGUCCGGAUCUAAUCGAAUUUUGGAGGCGAUGCAGCGGGAGUACAAUGUUGAGGAGUUUUACGAGUGUGUACGCCGCAUACGCAGUGUGGUGCCGAAUGUGACGCUUGCCACAGACAUUAUUUGUGCCUUUCCGGGAGAAGGGGAAGAAGAGUGGCGUGAGACGAUGGAGGUCUGUGCUCAAGUCCGCUUUCCUGUUCUGAACAUUACCCGCUUUUACCCGCGUCGAAACACACCCGCAGCGGCCAUGAAGCAAAUCCCCACUGAGGUUGCGAAGCGGCGUACCACAGAACUCACGGAGUUUUUCAAUUCUUAUCGCACCUUCGACCAUAUGAUCGGCGAAGUGCACUCUGUGGCGCUGCUGGAAACAGCACACGACAAGCACCAUCUGGUGGGUCAUACAAAGGGCUACGUGCAGGUCCUUGUGGACCCGCAAGAGGCGAGAGUUGGGGAAAACGUCACCGUCGUCAUCACCUCCACGACAAAGUACAGUGUGAGAGGUCGCGUGUUGCGCGGCCGCUGGGAACGGCUCUUGGCGAGGGCAUCGAUGAGCGCGCAGCAGAUCAACUGGAAAAUGCUGGCUGUCCUCGCUUCCGCUGCAUCCGCAUCGGUGGCAGUGACAUCUGUAGCGAUGUACAAGGCGGCGGUGCUGCGGAGACAGAGAAACGGGGUAUGA